Vombatus ursinus (common wombat) is the source of this 810-nucleotide messenger RNA. It is a transcript of the gene MYF6, whose product is annotated as myogenic factor 6. Gene Ontology annotation, molecular function: RNA polymerase II cis-regulatory region sequence-specific DNA binding; protein dimerization activity; DNA-binding transcription factor activity, RNA polymerase II-specific. The record is from RefSeq and is a predicted model, not a curated record. The transcript is spliced from 3 exons. The coding region runs from base 1 to 810 and encodes 269 amino acids. Gene Ontology annotation, biological process: regulation of transcription by RNA polymerase II; positive regulation of myoblast differentiation; muscle organ development. NCBI's taxonomy places the organism in Eukaryota, Metazoa, Chordata, Mammalia, Diprotodontia, Vombatidae.
AUGCCAUCUGGGUGGUUCCUCCCGGGGUUGGGAACCCAUCACCCAGCUCCCGAAGAGCCAGAGGCCAAAGAGGAGAGCAUAAUGAUGGACCUUUUCGAAACGGGCUCCUAUUUCUUCUACCUGGACGGGGAGAAUGGAGCCCUGCAGCAGCUGGAGAUGGCCGAGGGCUCCCCUCUGUACCCGGGCAGCGAUGGCACCCUGUCCCCCUGCCAGGACCAAAUGCCCCCCGAAGCCGGGAGCGACAGCGGCGGCGAAGAGCACGUUCUGGCGCCCCCGGGCCUGCAGCCCCCUCACUGUCCUGGCCAGUGCCUCAUCUGGGCCUGUAAGACUUGCAAGAGGAAAUCGGCCCCGACGGACCGGCGCAAGGCCGCCACGCUGCGAGAGAGGCGACGCCUGAAGAAGAUCAACGAGGCCUUCGAGGCCCUUAAGCGCAGGACAGUGGCCAACCCCAACCAGAGGCUGCCCAAGGUGGAGAUACUGCGGAGCGCCAUCACGUACAUCGAGCGGCUGCAGGACCUCCUGCACCGCCUGGAUCAGCAGGAGAAGAUGCAGGAGCUGGGGGCAGACCCCUUCAGCUACAGCCCUAAGCAAGCAAAUCUCCCCAGUUCCGAUUUCCUGAGCACCUGCAGCUCUGAAUGGGAAAAUGUUUCUGAUCAUUCCAGGGCCCUAGCCAUAAGUCCCAGAGAAGUCGGAGGGCCCAUAAUCGAGUCAUCAGCCUCCAGUAGCCUCAGGUGUCUUUCUUCCAUCGUGGACAGUAUUUCCUCCGAAGACCCUAAACUCAUCAGCGUGGAGGAGGUAGUGGAGAAAUAA